AUGAUCCAAAUUUUGUCAAUAUUUGGUGAAGAGGCGCCUGCUAAUAACAAUGGAAAGCGAUUAUUGGAUUUUUGCCAGAGUUCGGGAUUAAUCAUUUCCAAUACAUUUUUCAAGCACAAGAAAAUUCAUACAUAUUCGUGGGAAAAUCCUGGCCAGAAUCAGAAAUCUCUUUUGGAUUAUGUAAUUGUCGAGGAGUGCUUGCGAAAAUCAAGUAACCAUUCAAAUCGAAAACGCAAAAUGGCACAAUUUUAUUCUCAAAUCAUCAAGGAGUUCUUGUUCAUAUGGAAUUUGGAUGUUGAGCGAUUCACGAUGCUGUUAACUCUCGAACAAAAAAUUCAAAUCGUGUCAUUGGCCAGACAAUAUUCAUAUCGUCAGACUGCGGAAAUUUUCAAUUAUCUGAAUCCCAAUCGCUUGCCACCAUUAAAUUUUCGAACCGUGUAUCAGCUCUUCAAAAAAUUAAGAACAUUGGGAACUCUUCAACGAAAAAAAUGGUCACCUUCUGCUCAAUCAAUCACUGAAAAACGGCAAUUUGAGCAGCAAAUUCGGCAAUUGUUUCGCGCCAACCCACACAUGACAACACGUAGAGCCGCAGCUCUCGUUGGCAAAUCGCAAUGUACGGUGUGGUCAGCAUUGAAACGGAUGAAAUUUUGGGCUUACAAAAAGGGCAAACACCAAAAACUGGAACCUGGCGAUCCAGCUUUGCGGAAGAAGUUCUGUGAGGACUUGCUUCUAAUGUGCCAUCUUGAGCCAGGAUUCCACAAACGCAUUCUUUGGAGUGAUGAAAAGAAUUUUCCAGUAAAUGGAUCUUUCAACCGACAAAAUUUUCGGUAUUGGGCGGAAGAAAAUCCACGAUGGAUAGGGAUAGUGAACGAAGUUGCUCCAGAAAAAGUGAUUGUUUGGACUGGUAUCAUUGACAAGACGAUCAUUGGACCAUACUUUUUCGAUGGUAAUGUGAACGGUGACUCAUAUCUCGAGAUGCUGACCGAUUAUUUAUUGCCAACAUUGCAUGCAAAUGGGUUCAAUUCAGCCGACAUAUGCUAUAUGCAUGAUGGUGCUCCACCACACUUUGCUGGACUUGUGCGUCAGUGUUUAGACGACAACCUUCAAUUUUGGAUUGGCCGCGGUGAAGGAGAAAAUCGUCUUCUACCUUGGCCACCCCGAUCGCCCGAUCUUAAUAUGCUGGACUUUUUUUUGUGGGGCACAUUACAGCACCGCGUCUACCUGAUUGAAAAUGAAUCGAUUGAAGAUGUCGCAAAUACAAUUAUCAACGAAAUUAAUGAUAUUCCAGCCGAGUUUUUGAGUAAUACUCAAAACAAUUUAAUCAAACGUCUUUACGCCUGCAUCGAAGUUAACGGCAAUUUAUUUGAGCAUUUGCUGAAAUAUAUGUUUUAA
Messenger RNA from Contarinia nasturtii (swede midge), 1392 nucleotides. RefSeq lists its product as uncharacterized. Gene Ontology annotation, molecular function: nucleic acid binding. The record is from RefSeq and is a predicted model, not a curated record. Lineage: Eukaryota; Metazoa; Arthropoda; Insecta; Diptera; Cecidomyiidae. The transcript has 3 exons. The coding region runs from base 1 to 1392 and encodes 463 amino acids.